UUUUCUCAUUGAAACAUCACAGAAUAUAAAUUCCUUGUUUACAGUAUAUGCUUUACAAAAAUCCAGAACACACUCAUACAAUUUCAAACUAAAUUCUAAUAUUUCUGAAUAUUUUUUUAAUUGACUUAAAAUCAACAAAUUUCAAGUGAAUAAUUCUUCGUUUACUUUAUUUUUGACUAUUGCAAACAUGUUGAUAACAAUUUGUUGACGUUUUGAUUGUAGAUAAGACUAACGUAAACACUAAACAUGUUUUGAACUCGGUUUUCUUUGAAUUUGAUUAUUUGUAUAGACUAUAUUGUAAUUGAUUUCAGAUUUAUCAUUAUAUAAUUAUUUAUUAUACUAAUACUAUUAUUUGCAUUAAGAUAGACAAUUUGAUUAAUUUAUAAAUCUAAGGUAUGUUUAACAUACUAUAAAUUUUCUUAUUUAACUUAAAUUCAAAACUAUUAACUUAUGAAUUUAGAAGUGUUCAACAGAGUUAACUGGAAGGAGGGCACUGGAGGACGUUCCGGUAUGUAUUGCGAAUGGGCAUCCUUAAGUUUAGCAGUACAAAACUGUGGUGAAACCGGACAAAGCGUUCUGAAUAAAUUUCCAGCUUCUUCUGGUAAAGAAGUAGUUACUUCUGUCAUUAAACAGUUGACAUCAAAUUUGGGUAUAACACAUCCACCGGAACCCAGCAAACUUGUCAAGGACACUGAAGUUACCUGGUGCAUGGAAGUAAUCUGUUACGGAUUAAGUUUGCCACUUUCAGAACAUGACACAAUUAGAGAUUGUGUGCAUAUUUAUUGUGACUGGCUGUCAGCGUUAUAUGAAACACCUAAAGUUUCAGUUCCUAAACCUGUAUGCAACGACCCUAACUUAUAUGCUAGAAAGAUAAUAUCGCAUUUCUAUAACUUAUUUGUGCCUCGUAAGGGAGAAGUCUGGACAUUUUUAUAUUUGAAUAUUGGCCCUGAUACGAUCAAUCGUCAAGCUGUUUUAUGUCAUCGCGUUUUAAGAACUCUUCAUGAUUUAUCUCGAAAUUCUAAAGUCAUCGAAACAGAAACAUGGGAAGCUUUAUUAUUAUUCCUUCUUGCUAUAAAUGACGCUUUAUUAGCUCCGCCAACAGUUAAAGAAGAUGUAGGAGAAGAACUGUGCGAACGUGUGCUAAGUGUUUUAAUAGAAGUAUGGCUCGUUGCUUGUGUACGUUGUUUUCCUUCACCUUCACUAUGGAAAACUUUACGAGAAAUGGCUGUUACAUGGCGUCACCGUACAGCUCUAAUUCAUCAAUGGAACCGAAUAAAUUUAGCACUUACUUCACGUUUACUUACUUUCAUGUAUGGUCCUGACUUUCCUCAACUUAAAAUACCUAUCGAAGAUAGUCAACUCAUACCUCCAGGAAUGUCCAAUGAUACUAUCGCUCAAAGUUGGUUUAGGUUAUUACAAACGAUUGGUAAUCCAGCUGAUCUAAGUCGACCAUCUACAAUUAGUCGAACUCCAAAGUUUUUACAAGCUGCACUUUCUGAUCCCCAACAUAGGCUUGUCGAUCCAUCCAAUCACCCAUGCUUAAAUGUUUUGCCUUAUAAUUUUUAUAUAGCUGUCCGUGGAAUCGCAUCACUUGUGGACGCGUUUUUAGGUAUUCCUUCUCAUCCCACUAUUAUUUGGGACGAUAUAUUACCUUGGAGUUCGGGAAGCACAUUUGAAAAAAAAGAAGGAAAUGUAGUAACACAAACACCGCCCUCUCAGCGACGAUUGGCAAAAAGUUUUAGCGUUGCACCAUCGCUUACCAAUAAGGGUAUGCCAAAAUCAUCAUUAGUUGGUCUAACCACUAGUCGCAUUAGUGCUCAGCCAAAUAAACACUCUGCUUCAACUUCAUCAAUAUCAUCGACAAUAAUAGAACCUAAAGUAUUUACAGAAAAUCGACCUCGUUGUAAUAGUAUCCUCCACCUUUUUGGAGAAUGGUUGUUUGAAGCAGCGUUAAUUGGAGUGGAUUUCAAUAAAGCAAAAUCUUCAGCUACUCCUGAUAGUAGCAGUAGGAUGUCUAAAAGACCCAGUUCAGUAAUGUUUGACACUACAAGCAUAAAAAGCAGUGGUUCUGGCGGUGGUUAUAGCAGUAUGGGAGGCGGCAGCACCGCUUCAGCAUCACAGCCAAAUUCGCUAACAGACAAUGUUUCGGAUAGUAUAGAUUCGAUAACGUCUAGUUCGAUCAAUGUUGCUCAUUAUGAUCGCUUUAUGCCUGGACGUGCAGAAGCUAUAGGUACACUAUGUAGAAUAUUUUGUUCAAAAAAAACAUCAGAAGAAAUACUUCCAGUUUAUUUAGCCAGAUUUUAUAUGGCAGUCUACGAAGGACUACAUGUUAAUGAAAUGCAUGAAUGUGACGAAACAAUAACUAGCAUACUGUUAAAUUCUGCUGAUCUUCUACGAUUGGAUUUAAAUGGAAUUAAUGUAUUAGUACCCUACAUUAUUGAAACCUUGGAAUUAGUAUUACCCGAAAGAGAUUUAAAAUUCAAGUCAAACACUAUACCUAAAAAUGAAUUAAGGCGAUCUGCAAUACACUUGUUGCUCUCUAUGCUUGCAUUCCCAUUGCAUUUCAAAGAUUUGACAAUAAAAGAAUUCAAUUCCUCGAGUAAUAUGUCGCGAGGAUCUAUUAUUAUGGGUGAACUAAAACCUCGUGUGAUGAAUCUUCUUAUUAAUGCUUUACAAUUUGAAUCUGAUUCCCAUAAUUCCCAAAUGCUAUUAGGAGGAUUAUUGUUGUGCGUACAAGAUUCUGCAUUUUAUGAAGAAUCUGAAAAUGACACAGAAUCUGACGUAACUGCACAAAGUGAUACGACGUCAAACUUAUUGUCAUCAGUGGAUACAAUGAGUUCAUUUAGCUUACCGUCCAGUAAUCAAGAUCAAAUGGUGAGUUUACCGCAAGCAAAUGCAAGUAAUACUCAAACUCCUGAAUCCAGUUUAGAACCAGCUGGCUUUUAUUUUUCUGACGCCUUUGACUUCUCAAUGUUAAACAAAAACUCUGCUCAUGCAUUAUACGUAAGAGCUACGUAUUUAGUAUGUCACCGAUUAAUAUCUUCAUGGAAAUCUGAUCUGAAUAUAUCUCUAGCUGCUUUGGAAUUACUUAUGGGCCUAGCUAGAGUGCACAUCAAAGAAACAGCAAAAAGACGAACUGACUCUUUAGAAUGUAAACGAGCUGUAAAAUGGUUAUGUGAUUAUAUAACCUAUCAAUGUUCGCGACCACCUCCCGCUCAUUCUCGUGACUUGCAUUCCACUAUUGUUGCUGCUUACCAAUGUGCUGCUGUAUGGCUUGUGGCUCACCCUUACUUAUUAGACGAUAAAGACUGUUUAAACACAAUUAUUGAAGUGGUUGAACUUGGCAUAUCUGGUACUAAGUCACAUGGGAAACCACAAGAAACAAUAAAAAUGAAAGACGAAAAAGAACUUAAGCCAGCAUCAAUGAGAGUACGAGAUGCUGCUGAGUCUUUACUGACUAUUAUUUUGGAGCAAAUUGGAUAUUUCCCAUCUAUAUGUGGUGCCGAAAGUCUAUCAUGUUUAUUAGAUGAAAUUACUUUAAUAAAGCAUUGCAAUUCAAUUGCAAUAGAUAACGUUGAAUGCAAAUCGCAUGCUGUAUCGAAGUUUCGAUAUUUUGUACUUGAAAAUUCAAUAAUUCUAGCACUUUUUGAAGAACCUUUAGGCAAUGAUCAAGAUGCUCAACCAACAUUGACGAUUCUAAUCAGAGGUUCAUUUGGACGACAAGCAUGGACUCUUCAGCUGAGGCAUUUGCCUAGACACCGAUCUUCAUCUACAAAGCAGUAUAAUUCCUGCCCAGGUAGACCCGUCCCAAUGGAAGAACCUGGCCGUCACAAAAAUAAUCGAAAAUUUACUAGACACUACUCAGAAACCAUUGACCGAGUACCUAUUUGUAAAAUAGAUAAAUCGAUUCCAAGUUUAGACAGUUUAGUGUUUGAUGACGAAGAACAUAACAUUUUGUCGAGCUUAAUAGAAAAGCAAAAAGAGAUGGAAAACACCUGCACAGAGCCUUUGCCAAAAGCAGUAGAAAUUAUGCCUCCUCAGCCGUGUACAGAUUUUAGUACUGCUAGGCUAUUUUUAUCUCAUUUUGGAUUUUUAUCUAGGUUAGACGAUACAAAUCAUUCUUCAGUUCCAUCAUUAGUGGCAUUGAAUGUACAUCACGAAAACUUUUGCAAAGACUUAGAAAUUCUAGACAAUACUCCAUCACGCACUUGUGACACAUGUCAUGUGUUUUAUGUUAAAGAUGGCCAAACAAAUUAUAGAGAUAUUCUGAUGAAUGUGACUUCCAAUACAUUAGUUUCUUCUCAUUUUUUGGAAAUGCUUACCAACCUCGGUUGGCCAACCAUUAUUAGCGAACAUCCUGGAUGGACUGGCCGAUUUGAAACUAGUUGGAAUCUACCUGGAUUCAAGGAGAGUGAUGACCAAAAAUUGAACACAGCUCAUGGUGGCAGUCUUUACAGUGGCAAAAGUCACGUGAUAUAUUGGGCGGAUGUGAGUUCUGAAAUAGCUUUUGUUGUUCCGGUAAACAAAAACGAACGUGAACAAACUCAAAAAUGUGAUGCUACUAUUUUGAAAAGUGAAUCAGUUAUGCAUUCCAAACAAAUGGCUGCUAGAACCACUUCUAUUGAAAUUGAUUACAAAGGUAAACCCACUCAACCGCCAAUUGAACCCCCUAAGAGACGUCCGCAGUUUAUUUCAGCUACCGUUAUGCUCGUUUGGCUGGAAAGUUUUGAAGAUCAUUUACAUUUUCCAGUUGCGGAUCUUCUACCAUUUACAAGUACGGGUAUGGAACCUGCCACACACGUAAAAGACAUAUGUGAUGUUCACAUCAUAUUUUUGCAUGCAUUGCAAAGUGGACUACUCAGGGUAAAAAUGCAAAGUCCAGCAAGCAGAACAAAUAUUGCCACACCCUUAGUGGAUGGAAUGGUUAUUAGUAAAAAUGUGGUUGGUUCGAUGGUAAGACAAACAGCGUUGAACAUUUGUAGACGAAAGAGACUGGAAAAUGACAGCUUCCAGCCUGGUCAUAUUCGGAGACGUUUGAAAAUUCAAGAGAUUGUUGGCAAAUAUCAAAUGAAAAAGACUAAACCUGAACUCUAUACUUACUUGUUAAGUAAUGCAAACUCAGUUUAAUUUUUCUUACCAAAUAAUGACUGUGCAAUAUUUUUUUUGGACACUUAUUUAAAAAUAUAUAUAUAUUUAACACAUACAUACAAGUCUAUCCUCAUGCAUUAACCUGGAAAGUAUCAUGUGAUUUAUUUAAUUUAGUUAACAUAUGUUUUAUCUAUUUAUCCUUAUUUAUCUUUGGACUUAUAUUAUUUUUUUU
Molecule: messenger RNA, 5320 nt
Organism: Adelges cooleyi (spruce gall adelgid)
Lineage: Eukaryota; Metazoa; Arthropoda; Insecta; Hemiptera; Adelgidae
Product: ral GTPase-activating protein subunit beta
Exons: 29
Coding region: 451-5127 (1558 amino acids)
Biological process (GO): regulation of small GTPase mediated signal transduction; activation of GTPase activity
Molecular function (GO): GTPase activator activity
Source: RefSeq, a predicted model, not a curated record